Molecule: messenger RNA, 3099 nt
Organism: Myotis davidii
Lineage: Eukaryota; Metazoa; Chordata; Mammalia; Chiroptera; Vespertilionidae
Gene: EXT1
Product: exostosin glycosyltransferase 1
Exons: 11
Coding region: 591-2741 (716 amino acids)
Cellular component (GO): membrane
Molecular function (GO): glycosyltransferase activity
Source: RefSeq, a predicted model, not a curated record
AAACACCGCCGGAGUCUCAGAGCCGCUGCAGAAGGGAAUAAAGAGAGAUGCAGGGAUUUGUGAGGUUACGGCGCCUCGGCUGCAAGAUGCACUAGCCGGCGGAGCCCGGGCACCGGCUGACUUGUUGGAACCGGCGUGCUCUGCACGGGAGCGUGGGGGACUUGAAGUUGCUUUCCCAGGGCUGGUUCUCCACGCCGCCGAGAGGAACCCGAGAGGCCAGGGAAUCACUUCGUCUUGCCAUUGAUUGGGCAUCGGGAGCUUUUUCUCCCCUUUCUUUUCCUCCCGUCUUGUUGCAUGCAAGAAAAUUACAGUCCGCUGCUCGCCCGCCCUGGGUGCGAGAUAUUCAGCCCCGCUCUCUCCCGUCCAUUGUGCAACCCAAAGAUGAAAGACCGAAGGGGAGAAAGUUAAAGAAAUCGCCCACAUGCGCUGGAUCAGUCCACGGCUUGGGGAAAGGCAUCCAGAGAAGGUGGGAGCGGAGAGUUUGAAGUCUUUACAGGCGGGAAGAUGGCGGACUGGAGCUGAAAGUGUUGAUUGGGAAACUUGGGUGAUUCUUGUGUUUAUUUACAAUCCUCUUGACCCAGGCAGGACACAUGCAGGCCAAAAAACGCUAUUUCAUCCUGCUCUCAGCUGGCUCUUGUCUCGCCCUUUUGUUUUAUUUCGGAGGCUUGCAGUUUAGGGCAUCGAGGAGCCGGAGAGAAGAGCACAGCGGUCGGAAUGGCUUGCACCACCCGAGUCCGGAUCAUUUCUGGCCGCGCUUCCCGGACGCUCUGCGCCCCUUCGUUCCUUGGGAUCAAUUGGAAAACGAGGAUUCCAUCGUACACAUCUCCCCUCGGCAGAAGCGAGACGCCAACUCCAGCAUCUACAAAGGCAAGAAGUGCCGCAUGGAGUCCUGCUUCGAUUUCACCCUUUGCAAGAAAAACGGUUUCAAAGUCUACGUCUACCCGCAGCAAAAAGGGGAGAAAAUCGCCGAAAGUUACCAAAACAUUCUAGCGGCCAUCGAAGGCUCCAGGUUCUACACCUCGGACCCCAGCCAGGCGUGCCUCUUUGUCCUGAGCCUGGAUACUUUAGACAGAGACCAGUUGUCACCUCAGUAUGUGCACAAUCUGAGAUCCAAAGUGCAGAGUCUCCACUUGUGGAACAAUGGUAGGAAUCAUUUAAUUUUUAAUUUAUAUUCCGGCACCUGGCCUGACUACACCGAGGACGUGGGGUUUGACAUCGGCCAGGCGAUGCUGGCCAAAGCCAGCAUUAGUACUGAAAACUUCCGACCCAACUUUGAUGUUUCUAUUCCCCUCUUUUCUAAGGAUCAUCCCAGGACAGGAGGGGAGAGGGGGUUUUUGAAGUUUAACACUAUCCCUCCUCUCAGGAAGUACAUGCUGGUAUUCAAAAAAACCUGCAAGCAUGGCAAAGACUGGCAAAAGCACAAGGAUUCUCGCUGUGACCGAGACAACACCGAGUAUGAAAAGUAUGAUUAUCGGGAAAUGCUGCACAAUGCCACUUUCUGUCUGGUUCCUCGUGGUCGCAGGCUCGGAUCCUUCAGGUUCCUGGAGGCUCUGCAGGCUGCCUGUGUCCCUGUGAUGCUCAGCAACGGAUGGGAGUUGCCAUUCUCUGAAGUGAUUAAUUGGAACCAAGCUGCCGUCAUUGGCGAUGAAAGAUUGUUAUUACAGAUUCCUUCUACAAUCAGGUCUAUUCAUCAGGAUAAAAUCCUAGCACUUAGACAGCAGACACAAUUCUUGUGGGAGGCUUAUUUUUCUUCAGUUGAGAAGAUUGUAUUAACUACACUAGAGAUUAUUCAGGACAGAAUAUUCAAGCACAUAUCACGUAACAGUUUAAUAUGGAACAAACAUCCUGGAGGGUUGUUCGUCCUACCACAGUAUUCAUCUUACCUGGGAGAUUUUCCUUACUACUAUGCUAAUUUAGGUUUAAAGCCCCCCUCCAAAUUCACCGCAGUCAUCCAUGCAGUCACCCCCCUGGUCUCUCAGUCCCAGCCAGUGUUGAAACUGCUCAUGGCCGCAGCCAAAUCCCAGUACUGUGCCCAGAUCAUAGUUCUAUGGAAUUGUGACAAACCCCUACCAGCCAAACACCGCUGGCCUGCCACUACCGUGCCUGUCAUCGUCAUUGAAGGAGAAAGCAAGGUCAUGAGCAGCCGUUUCCUGCCCUAUGACAACAUCGUCACGGACGCAGUGCUCAGCCUGGACGAGGACACCGUGCUCUCCACCACAGAGGUGGAUUUUGCCUUCACCGUCUGGCAGAGCUUCCCCGAGAGAAUUGUGGGGUACCCGGCGCGCAGCCACUUCUGGGAUAACUCUAAGGAGCGGUGGGGGUACACGUCCAAGUGGACAAAUGACUACUCCAUGGUGUUGACUGGAGCUGCUAUUUAUCACAAAUAUUAUCACUACCUGUACACCCAUUAUCUGCCAGCCAGCCUGAAGAACAUGGUGGACCAGCUGGCCAACUGUGAGGACAUUCUUAUGAAUUUCCUGGUGUCUGCUGUGACAAAAUUGCCUCCAAUCAAAGUGACCCAGAAGAAGCAGUAUAAGGAGACAAUGAUGGGUCAGACUUCUCGGGCUUCCCGCUGGGCUGACCCUGACCACUUUGCCCAGCGACAGAGCUGCAUGAAUACGUUUGCCAGCUGGUUUGGCUACAUGCCGCUGAUCCACUCUCAGAUGAGGCUCGACCCCGUCCUCUUUAAAGACCAGGUCUCUAUUCUGAGGAAGAAAUACCGAGACAUUGAGCGACUUUGAGGAAUCCAGCCACGUGGGGGAGGGGAAGCGAGAAGGGACUGGGGUCAAGCUGCUCUCUCUUCCCAGUGCAGAUCCGCUCAGCCACGGGGCCAGAUUGUGCCAAGUAGCCAAAUAAACUUACAUGAACAGAAUGACACAAAAACAAACAAAAAAGUCCAAUGAGAACUUGACUCCUGGCUCCUGGGACUGCACGGGACUGCUCCAAACUCACCUCACUGGCUGCCAUGUCCCAAGACUAGGUUGUGUACAGUUUAAUUAUGGAACAUUAAAUAAUUAUUUUUGAAAUGAUUGCUAUGCAGGUUUAAACUUUUUUAAUGAUCAAAACUAUUAAAAACCAGAGUUCUUUCUUUAAUCAAAA